Messenger RNA from Closterium sp. NIES-65, 1334 nucleotides. The record is from the annotation of a GenBank genome assembly. NCBI's taxonomy places the organism in Eukaryota, Viridiplantae, Streptophyta, Zygnematophyceae, Desmidiales, Closteriaceae.
AUGAGCAAGCGCCAGCAGAAACGGCAGCGCCACGAGCAGAAGAGUCAGCUCCGCCGAAAGCAGCUCGCAGCGGCGUUGCACGCCAAGCGUAUCGCGAGUAGCGGGGGAGGAGGGGGCGCGGGAAAACCUCAGCGGAAGAGUGCAAAGGGAGCGGCUCAGACGAGAGGCGGUGGGGGCAGCAGGCGGGGAGCAGUGGAGAAGGCAAAGAAGGGGCUGGUGGAGGCGCGCGGCGAGGCGAGGCACGCGGGCGCGUGGAGGGAUCGAAGAAACGAUGCGGUGGUGGGAGCGGAGGACAGAGACGGCGGCGAGGAGCGGAGAGAGAGCGCGGGCGGAAACCCAGAGACUGGGGAGGAGCAGGCGGGGAGGGCGGAGGGGGGUGAGAGCUCUGAGGUUGGCGGGGAAGGUGCGGGCGGGAUGGGUUCGAAAGGGGGGGUUGAGCGCGGCGCUGUGGAGGUGAGGCUGCAAGGGGACGAGGGAGGUGGGGGCGGUGAUGGGCGGGGCAGUGUGCGAGUGGUAGGGGGGCGGAUGGGGGGGGCGGACGAUGCAGGCGCGGAGGGCAAGGAUGGGGGAAGGCCCUUUGGAGUGAGGAGCAGUGAGAAGCGAGGGAUGGAGGGAGAAGCGGAGGGGGAGGACGAGGAGGACGAGGAGGACGAGGAGGGGGGGGGAAGUGGGAAGGAUGAAGGGGAGGAGGAGGAGGAGGGAGAUGAGGAGGAGGAUGUAGCAAGGAGAGGCAAAGAAGCGAAAGGCAAGAAGAGGGAGCGAGGGGAAGGGCCGUCUGGUCUGAGAGGCUUCCACCCGUCACAGCGCAUUCUGCUGGUGGGCGAGGGCGACUUCUCCUUCACGCGUGCUCUCCUGCGCCUCAUGGCGCCCGCGCGCCCACUGGCCCUCUUCGCCACGGCGCUUGACUCGCGCCACACCAUCGUGCAGAAGUAUGGGGAGGAGGCGGGCGCGGUGCUGCAGGAGGUGGAGGCGGGCGGGGCACACGUGCUCUUCAAUGUCGACGCCACUCGCCUCGCUCACACUCUGCACCUCGGCAAGCGGCGCAGGAAGGGGAAAGCAAAUCCGUUGGAAAAGCCUUUUGACCGGAUAGUGUUCAACUUCCCCCACGUGGGGCUCGGCAUCAAGGACGAGCGCAUCAACGUCCAGCGCAAUCGGCAGUUGCUAUUUGACUUCUUUGUGAGUGCAGCGCCGCUGGUGGCGCCGCAGGGCGAGGUGCGAGUGUCGCUGCGCACGGGGCACCCGUACAGCCUGUGGAACGCACCCGCGCUGGCGGAGGAGUCUCGUGCGCUGCGCCUCAAGUUCACCCACCGCUUCCAUGCCGACCACUUCCCAGG